Anarrhichthys ocellatus (wolf-eel) is the source of this 4799-nucleotide messenger RNA. Its product is annotated as protein LIAT1. Gene Ontology annotation, biological process: protein arginylation. The transcript is spliced from 2 exons. Lineage: Eukaryota; Metazoa; Chordata; Actinopteri; Perciformes; Anarhichadidae. The record is from RefSeq and is a predicted model, not a curated record. The coding region runs from base 232 to 729 and encodes 165 amino acids.
CGGAACAAACUACUCUAAAUUAUCAGAGGUAGUUACAACAUGCAAAGGGAUAUUAUACCACGGGAAAUAAAGCGGCUUCACUCGGACUAAAGCGGCCAAUACUCGCUGGAUCAGCCCCGCUACUUGUGCGUAAACGAAGAGGUCUCGGUGUCUCCGUUACAUUUGUUCUGAGACUAAACUUGUUCAGCUCGCACAGACCUGUUCACCAGCUCUGUGCGUCCAGACUACAUCAUGCCAGAAGACAACGACUGUAAGCUGCUGCAGCCACCCAGGAGCUCUGACAAUAAAACGAAGAAGAAGAAAAGAAAGAAAGUAACUGCUUCCACCACAGAAAAUACAGAGAAACCUCAGGCUGUGUCUUUGCCCCCUGAGACCUCGCCUGUGUCCCUGCUGCCCCCACAGAGUCCAGGUCAGCCCCGAGGCCAGCUGCCCAAGCUCAGAGCAUCCGGUAAAAAGGACGGGGAGCGACUCGCUGGCAGCGGCCGGAGGAGUAAAAAACACCCCAUGGAUUCACCAGCUCUGCUGACAUCUACAACCAAAACCAGCGGCCUUGGGCCACUCAGCGCCCAGGCCAGGGAGAGCCUUAGAUGGGAGGGAGUGCUGGAGGACCCCCAGGCUGAGGAGAAGAGGCUGGAGCUGUACAGGGCCAACAGGCGGCAGCGUUACAUUGCACACAGAGACACUCUGUUAAAAGAAACCCAGGGUGCCUUGAGACAGACUGUUCCUUAAGAGAGAGGAAAGAAAAAGGCUACUGUCACUACUGCAUUUGAGCACAGACUGAAUUAAAUAAGCAAGUGAGAGCCUUACGCUGUUCAUCUCAGACAGUUUAAAACAGAUUUAGCAACAAUGUGCCACAGAGUGAAGAUCUUUGGGGGCCAGUAAGAGGUUGCACUGAAGAGAAAUCAAGCAUGUUGCCAAUUCAAUAGCCUUAAAAGCACUCGAUAGAAAUGCUCUCUCUGUCGGGUAUAAUAAACUCAUAUCCGCAGUGCCUCGACUGUCCAUGGAUGAGGACAGGACCUGCUCCUGGUCAAUGGACCUGUUACAACUUAAUAAAGGAUUAGCACAGUUUAUCACCUGAUUCUAAAUGAUGUACACUUCCACAGAAGACGCAAUGUUGAUCUUUCAGUACUGAAACCCAAUCAGGAUCACUGAACCCCCCCCUCACAUCUGCGUGUCCACAGGUCAGUGUGGUAGAGGAGGGUUAAAUCCAAAAUACCCAGAAAGCCAUCCACCAGAGUGGGUGUGGAUCCUAGUAAGACUUGAACGGGACUGCUAUGUUAAAAUGCUGUCCUACUAUCUAAUAAAAUAUCUUCAAAAGCUCAAACUGUUCAGCACAUUGGUCGACCUGCUGUACCAGCGAUCAAAUGUGCAAAGUCCUAAAUCCAGCCAUGGUUAUACCCUUCUCUCAUUCUACUUAUGUCUUGCACUCUAUACUGUAAUUUAAAGACACUUUAAAAAGAGAAAAUCUUCUAAAAGACUGUAAAAUAAAUCUUAGAAACACUACCACUGCUGGAAGGUAGAUGGCAGAACAAGCAUGUCCCCUGAGUGAAUAAUAUUCUCCAACACUAAGUUAAUGAAUGCAAAAAGAGACGGUACUAUUGUGCCUGAGAGUUUUUUUUUUAUGCAUGAACAAAUUCAAACAAAAUAGACAACAAAGUUUAAAUGACAAUUACAUUCCCAUUAUUUCUCCCUGGGCAUCAGAGUUCACUUUGCAUUGAUAACAAAGCUGUUACUAACAAGAGGACUGAUGUGCAGCACUGUGACUGAGAGGCAAAGAACAUCCUUCACUUAAACUCCUCAGGAGAACAAAGCUGAUACUUCUUCCCUCAAGAAUACAUAAUAUGCUAAAUUACUUAUUGUCACAAUGUUUUUGAGUGCAAAGUAAGACUUAAAGAUGUUCCCUGUAGAUACAUUAACACUUUAAGCUGUUACUUAACAGUAUAAUGCAAUACUUCAAGAGAAGUGAGGUUGCAGCAAUAUCAGGGCAGUCAGUGUUCCCUACUGCGAGCAGAGAGAUGGAAAUUAUUUUACAUUUAGCUUCAAGAGCGGAAGGCAACAUGUAUGACGAUUUAUACCAGUGACAAUAUACAUUUAUGAAUGUUGUUUUUUUUAUAUAAUUUUCUGCAUGAAUGUGUUGAUUAAUUUGUCAGGUACCGAGUUUGUUUAACUAACCCAAAAAUAUGAGUUUCUUGUCUGGUUAUUUUUUCCAUUAAUACUUUCUAAAUUCAUUAUCCAGAACUUGUAUUAUAUUAUGAUGUAAAUGAUCUAAAUGCUGCUAAAAAAAAAACAAAAAAAAAAACUUCAUGAUUUCUGACAAGUACAAAAUAUAAGCCUUCAGUUCUAAAAUAUUCUGACCGGUACUGGCCUUGAAAAGUCUGCAUCAGUUGAAUACAGGAAACCGAGGCAUGCUGUUGACAGGAAGGGAGAGUGACGCUCAAAGUAAACAUGGAGAUGUGAAGUAAAGACAGCGACAGACCAGCACAGAGACAGAGGGGGGUAAGAGGGAAAAAACGCAGCAUUUCCUUUGUGAAGGUUUUGUCACACUGCAUUUGUGUGCGGUUUGUCGAAGGCCUAUUGUUCCCUGUUGGUGUGUUUUGUUACCGUUGCCUAUUUCAGCAUCUCUGCUUCAAAGAGCUGAGCACUCCCCCUCUGUUCUCAUAAUCCCCCCUCCGACUCACCGACCGGACCACGUACACGGCCGCAGUGGGCAUUAAGGCCACUUGUGUUUUUUCCCAGCAGCCCCAGGCAUUGUACACCACCUUUUAAAGAUUAACAGCAGAGAACAUCCCGAAGCAUCUUAACUGUGACGUCUCCGGACUGUCACUGAAAUAUCCCUUGAGACAUAAAGCCAUGAAAUAAAUUCAACAACUCUGAAGAAAUUCUAGGAAAAAAAAAUAUCAAGAUUGUAAAAAGAAGUCCCAAAAGCUGUCUGAGGUAUCUGUUGUUUGCAUGGGGGAGUCCCCCUCACCUGAACACUGAGUGUAUGACGCACAAUUUACAUCUAAUACAACAGUGUAAAUAUAACCUUCACUAUAGAUUGUGUGAAGUCUGUCUCUUCUGAAUCACACACGUUAAUCCAGGUCUUCAAACUCUCAGUGAGAGAGGUGGUGACAAAGAGACGGAUGGAUGUCAACAUCGUACGGAUGACGUGUUGAGCAGAAGAUUAGAGGAAAGUCUAGAUUGGGACAACUGCAGCCAGCUCAGGUCAUCUGAUCUGUCACGGAGAGGAAAAAGAGAGAACUUUACAUGGAUUUACAUCCUUUCAUGCACUAAUUAGCCCCAGUUUGUUCAUCUCAUGUAUUGCCAUUACAUUUGCAUUUGAGUCACAGACCUAAUUUCUUUGGGUAACUGGGGGCAGCAGAAACACUGCUAGAGGUCCAUAAACAUUAUAAGAUACUUUGUGCCCCCUUGUUUGUUUACUGUAAGUAAAACUCUCUACAUCUUUGUGAUCCCAACCAGUCAUCCAUCAUUUAGACGUUGGAAAGAAAGAAGAACAGAAAGGUUUUGCAUACUCAGCCUCUUUCUUCGUGAUGACUUUUCCUGCUGCAAACCUCUCAGCCACUGCAGACACUGCUGGGUCGUAGUUCAGGCUCGCUGCCGCUAUGACCUCAUCAUUCCUACAGGUUACAAUUUUGAUUUAAUCAAACAUACAUAUUUUAACUUAUAUUCAUUCGGGAGUUACAUGUUUUUUUUUUGUCAACAGUAGCUGUUUUUUUCAACUUACUUGAUGUACAAUGCCAGGAACUUCCUGUCCUCAAAGGCUCCUUUCAUUACAAUGUCCGUGUAUCCCUCCCCAUAGCCUGCACACAACCAGAAUGAAAACAUGAGUUACAUUUAAGGGAGAUAAGUGGAAAAAUCAUCAAGGCGGGAUUUAGUGUCUAUAGUUUGCGCAUGCAGUGAGUUUGUCACUGUUGCUCUAUUAUUAAAAGGUCCAGUUAGUGAGUUAAUUGUUUACUUAAAUCUGAAAAUACAAACAUGAACAUAAAUAUCUUCAAAUGAUGCUGUACAUACUUUAUUUUAAUUAGGUCCAAACAAUAUUAAGAACAAACCAUUUUCUUACAUCUAACAUCUGCACAUGUUGGGGGCUGAGGUUCUGUGUGUGUGUUGGGGUCUGUGUGUGUGUGUGUGUGUGUGUGUGUGUGUGUGUGUGUGUGUGUGUGCCCACCUGCAUAUCGGAUGGUUUUACCCAGUAGGACGGUCCAGUAAAAAGGAACUGAGCUGAGCUCACUUGAUUUAUCCAGCAUGUUCAGAGCCGCUAUCCUCCCUUAGAAACAAUGAAAUCAAGUGUUUACAUUUAGCUGGAAAUAAAACUAAACAACAUAUAUAGUAUUUUAAAUCCAAGCCACAAUCUAAGUCUGUCGUCUCAGACUUUGUGACCAUAUUGACAUUGUUACUACAUUACCAUGAGCUUGGGCCAUCUGCCAGUGUCCGAUGUUGACCAGCCGGUUCUUGGCCAUCGCCAGGGGGAAGGUGGCCAGGUCGCCCCCACAGUACACACUGGAGAUGUUGGUGCGCAUGUACUGCAAGAGGGAGAUACUGUCACGUCUCGCUCUGAUCUAAUGUCAUGUUUGUCUUAUUUCCAGUCAUUUCCUGCUUUAUUUUGGUACAGUAAAUUUUGUCUCUUGCUUUAGAUACUUCACUUCCUGCCCUUGUGUGAUUGUCUGCCCCGCCAUGAUUGUUUUCACCUGUCCUUCAUCAGCCCCGCUGUCACCUGUCCCUCGUUAUCACCCUUUCACUGUGUAUUUAGUCUGUGUGCUCUCCUCUGUCUGUGCCAGUGUGUCCUUUCUGUUUUAGUGAGU